CAGGCAACAGCAGCGAAUGGGCGAGCCAAUACUGCGUGACGCGCGGGAACAGGAGGAGUUCGAGGCCGGUGGCGGCGGUGGCGACAGUGUCCAUCUGGGGAUAGAGCUGGAGGGACCUGGGGAGCGUGCAGAGAUCUCUAACUCAAGCGCGAGGGACCUCCCGCCGGGAUGCCUGGGGAGCAGAUGGACCCUACUGGAAGUCAGUUGGAUUCGGAUUUCUCUCAGCAAGACACUCCUUGUCUGAUAAUUGAAGAUUCUCAGCCUGAAAGCCAGGUUCUAGAGGAUGAUUCUGGUUCUCACUUCAGUAUGCUCUCUCGACACCUCCCUAAUUUACAGACACACAAAGAGAACCCUGUGUUGGAUGUUGUGUCCAAUCCUGAACAACCAACUGGAGAACAAGGAGACAGUAAUAGUGGGUUCAAUGAACAUCUGAAAGAAAGCAAAGCUGCAGACCCUGUGGAUUCUUCUCACCUGGAUACAUGUGGUUCCAUCAGUCAGGUCAUUGAACAGAUACCUCAGCCAAACAGGACAAGCAGCGUUUUGGGACUGUCAUUUGUGCCUGCUCCUCCUGAGGGGGAAGAGAAUGAAGAAGAGGUAGAAGAGAAGGAGAAAGGAGAAAAGGAAGAAGAUACUCCAGAUAAUGCCACACACUCCCUUGGUGCUGAAGAUCCUGCCUCAUCACAGUUGGGCUUUGGGGUUCUGGAACUCUCCCAGAGCCAGGAUGUUGAGGAACACACUGUGCCAUAUGAAGUAGACAGAGAGCCUCUACAGUCAGCAAUCGCCAACCCAAGCUAUCCUAGGCUAUCUGGUGUGGAUUCUAAUAUUGCAAUUAAGCAUGAAGAACAAUCCAAUGAAGAUGGCUCCAUGGCAGAACAGCCCAGCGAGGAAUCCCCUACGGUGGCACAGCCCAAUAAGGACAUACAUAUGGUCAAAGAGCAAAAUCCACCAGUGGCAAGGUCAGAGGACUUGCCUCUUAGCCCCAAAGUAUCUGUUACUGCAGUGGAAACAAAAGAACAAACAUCUGCUCCAGAACUUCUGAAAGAUGGACUGCAGAUUCAGAAGUCACCAGAGCCUGAGGCUUUGUCGACUCAGGAAGACUUGUUUGACCAGAGCAAUAAAACAGCUUCUGAUGGUUGCUCUACUCCUUCAAAGGAAGAAGGUGGCUGUUCUCUGGCUUCCACACCUGCCACCACUCUGCAUCUCCUGCACCUCUCUGGUCAGAGGUCCCUUGUUCAGGAGAGCCUUUCCUCGAAUUCCUCAGAUCUUGUUGCUCCUUCCCCUGAUGCUUUCCAAUCUACCCCAUUUAUUGUUCCUAGCAGCCCCACAGAGCAAGAAGUAAGGAAAGAUGAGCCAAUGGACAUGUCAGUGUUAUCUGAAGGAGGAAGAGAGUCUCUUCAGAAGAAACUCAAAGGUGAUGAAUCAGUGGAGACAGAAAACCUCCCUGUGCCCCCUGAGCCCGUGAUGUCACCACAAGCCUCAACACCAGUGUCCCAGAGCACGCCAGUCUUCACUCCUGGGUCACUUCCUAUCCCAUCCCAGCCGGAGUUCUCUCAUGAUAUUUUCUUUCCAUCUCCAAGUUUGGAAGAACGAUCAAAUGAUGGGAAGAAAGGUGGAGAUUUGCAUAGCUCAUCUUUGAUUGUCGAGUGUUCUAAAACUCCAGGGGUUGAACCAAAGAAUUCCAGUGAGGAUCUUGGGCUAUCUUUGACAGGGGAUUCUUGUAAGUUGAUGCUUUCUACAAGUGAGUAUAGUCAGUCCCCAAAGAUGGAGAGCUUGAGUUCUCACAGGAUUGAUGAAGAUGGAGAAAACACACAGAUUGAGGAUACUGAACCUGUGUCAUCAGUUCUCAAUUCUAAACUUGUUUCUGCUGAAAAUGAUAGUAUCCUGAUUAAUCCAGUACAAGAUGGCCAAGUAGAAGUGAAUCAGAGUGCUGAUGAAACAAAGGGGGAUGACACAGAAACCAGAGAUGACGUUAGCAUUUUAGCUACUGAUUGCAAAGGCAGAGAAGAAACUGUAGCAGAAGACAUUUGUAUUGACCUCACUUGUGAUUCAGGGAGUCAGGCUGUUCCUUCUCCAGCUACUCGAUCAGAGGCACUCUCUAGCAUGUUAGAUCAGGAGGAAGCUAUGGAAAUUAAAGAACAUCAUCCAGAGGAGGGGUCGUCAAGUUCUGAGGUGGAAGAAAUUCCUGAGACUCCCUGUGAAAGUCAAGGAGAAGAGCUGAAAGAAGAAAAUAUGGAGAGUGUCUCAUUACACCUUUCUCUGACUGAAACGCAAUCCCAAGGGUUGCAUCUUUCAAAGGAAAUCUCAAAACAAGAAUGUCAGGAAGCUAUGGAAGUUGAAACCAGUGUUGAUUCCCCCCAAAAGCUUCCAGUACUUGACCAAGAAUUGGAACAUAAGGAUCAAGAAGCAUGGGAAGAAGCUACUUCAGAGGACUCGAGUGUUGUCAUUGUAGAUGUGAAGGAACCGUCUCCCAGAGUUGAUGUUUCUUCUGAACCUUUAGAGGGAGUGGAGAAAUGCUCAGAUUCCCGGUUGUGGGAGGAUGAUGCUCCAGAAAUAGAACCAUGUGCUGAGAAUAGAGUUGAUACCCAGGAAGAAAAGAGUGCUGAAUGUGAAGAUCUGAAAUCAGUGACUACAGUAAAAGAACCUGUAGCGGCUGACUCUUUACCUCCCAUGACUUCAGUAAGAGCAGACGAUGCUCCAAAACCUGAUCAGCAAGUGCAGCAGACCCAACCUCAAGAGAAAGCAGAUAACUUACUAACAGAAGACUCAAAAAUGGCUAAUACAAAGAAGCUGGGCUCAGGUGUAGAAGCUCAGAAGCUGGAGAAGGCCUCUGCCCACACCUCGCAAAGCUUCUGUGAAAGCUCUAGUGAAACUCCAUUUCAUUUCACUUUGCCUAAAGAAGGUGAUAUUAUCCCACCAUUGACUGGCACGACUCCACCUCUUAUUGGGCACCUAAAAUUGGAGCCCAGGAGACACAGUACUCCUAUUGAUAUUAGCAACUAUCCAGAAAGCACCACAGCAAACAGUGAUGUCAUGUCUGAAAGCAUGGUGGAGACCAAUGAUCCUAUACCUGGGAAUGAAAAAGGAGGUUCUGGGACUGUCCCCGAAACGGAUGAAAAAUUGUGUCUAAGAAUGAAACUGGUCAGUCCUGAGACUGAGGCAAGCGAAGAGUCUUUGCAGUUUAGUCUAGAAAAGCCUGCAAUUGGUGAAAUAAAAAACGGAUCUACUGCUGCUGCUGAGGCUGUUGCCAGUCCCCAGACAGCCAUGUCUUUGCUUAGCUGUGUCUGUGAAGCCCGGCAAGAGGAUGAAGCUCGGAAUCAGGAUCCCUGCUCCGCACCUACCAGGGGGAACUUACUCCAUUUUCCAAGUACUCAAGAUGAAGCAGAGAAGGGAAAAUUGGAAGGUGACCAAAGGACCAGGCAACAUCAACAAAUGAUAAAGCCCAGCAGUCCUGUCAAAGACUUUUUGUCUGCCUCCCAGCUGGUGGCCAUACAGGGGCCAGCCAGUCUUCAAGGUGAAGCAAUGGAGACAGAUGUGCUGGAAGGCCAGAAAGAAGGGUGGAAUACCAACCAGGAAAAACCUAGUAAGGCCUUGAUUGAAAGGCCCAGCCAAAAUAAUGUAGGAAUUCAGACCAUAGAGUGUUCCCUACGGGUCCCAGAAACUGUUUCAGCAGCAACCCAGACUGUAAAGAAUGUGUGUGAACAGGGGACCAGCACAGUGGACGAGAACUCUGGAAAACAGGAUGCCACAGUUCAGACUGAGAAGGGGACUGGGGAGAAACCAGUCAGUGCUCCUGGGGACGAUACAGAGUCCCUCCACAGCCAGGGAGAGGAAGAGUUUGAUAUGCCUCAGCCCCCACGUGGCCACGUCUUGCACCGGCACAUGAGAACCAUCCAUGAGGUUCGCACGCUCGUCACUCGUGUCAUCACAGAUGUAUAUUAUGUGGAUGGAACGGAAGUAGAAAGAAAAGUUACUGAGGAGACUGAAGAGCCAGUUGUAGAAUGUCGGGAGUGUGAAUCUGAAAUUUCCCCUUCAAAGACUGGGGGCUCCUCAGGUGACCUGGGCGACAUCAGCUCCUUUUCCUCCAAGGCAUCCAGCUUACACCGCACAUCAAGUGGGACGAGUCUCUCAGCCAUUCACAGCAGUGGCAGCUCAGGGAGAGGAGCCGGACCACUCAAAGGGAAAACCAGCGGGACAGAACCCGCAGAUUUUGCCUUGCCAAGCUCCCGAGGAAGCACAGGAAAACCGAGUCCUAGAAAAGGGGUCAGUCAGACAGGGGCGCCAGUGUGUGAGGAGGAUGGUGAUGCAGGCCUUGGCAUCAGACAGGGAGGGAAGGCUCCAGUCACGCCUCGUGGGCGCGGGCGAAGGGGCCGCCCGCCUUCUCGGACCACUGGAAACAGAGAAACAGCUGUGCCUGGCCCAGUGGGCAUAGAGGACAUUUCACCUAGCAUGUCACCAGACGAUAAAUCCUUCACCCGCAUCACACCAAGAAUGCCAGAUUCCACCAGACGAGGAGACAUGGGUGCUGGUGCUUUGUGUCGAAGCAACUCCCCAGAGAUCCCUUUCCAGGCGGCUGCUGGGUCUUCGGAUGGCUUAGAUGCUUCCUCUCCAGGGAACAGCUUUGUGGGGCUCCGCGUUGUUGCCAAGUGGUCAUCUAAUGGCUAUUUUUACUCUGGGAAAAUCACACAAGACGUCGGAGCUGGGAAGUAUAAAUUACUCUUUGAUGACGGGUACGAGUGUGAUGUGUUGGGCAAAGACAUUCUGCUGUGUGACCCCAUCCCGCUGGAUACGGAAGUGACAGCUCUCUCGGAGGACGAGUAUUUCAGUGCAGGAGUGGUGAAAGGUCAUAGGAAGGAGUCCGGAGAGCUGUACUACAGCAUUGAAAAGGAAGGCCAAAGGAAGUGGUAUAAGCGAAUGUCUGUCAUCCUGUCCUUGGAGCAAGGCAACAGACUGAGAGAGCAGUAUGGCCUUGGCCCGUAUGAGGCAGUAACGCCCCUCACCAAGGCAGCAGAUAUCAGCUUAGACAAUUUGGUGGAAGGGAAACGGAAACGGCGCAGUAACCUCGGCUCCCCGGCCACGCCCACUGUGUCCAGCAGCAGCAGCACAACCCCCACCCGGAAGGUCACAGAAAGCCCUCGUGCCUCCACGGGAGUUCUCUCAGGCAAAAGAAAACUUACCACUUCUGAAGAGGAACGGUCCCCUGCCAAGAGAGGCCGGAAGUCCACCACUGUGAAACCUGGUGCGGUGGGGGCAGGAGAGUUUGUGAGCCCCUGUGAGAGUGGAGACAACAUGGGUGAACCCUCCACCCUGGACGAGCAGAGAGGCCCUUUGCCACUCAACAAGACCUUGUUUCUAGGCUAUGCCUUUCUCCUUACCAUGGCCACAACAAGUGACAAGUUGGCCAGCCGUUCCAAACUGCCAGACGGUCCUUCAGGAAGCAGUGAGGAGGAGGAGGAAUUUUUAGAAAUUCCUCCUUUCAACAAGCAGUACACAGAAUCCCAGCUUCGAGCAGGAGCUGGCUAUAUUCUCGAAGACUUCAAUGAAGCUCAGUGUAACACGGCUUACCAGUGUCUCCUAAUUGCGGAUCAGCAUUGUCGAACCCGGAAGUACUUCCUGUGCCUUGCCAGUGGUAUUCCUUGUGUGUCUCAUGUCUGGGUCCAUGACAGUUGCCAUGCCAACCAGCUACAGAAUUACCGCAAUUAUCUGCUGCCAGCUGGUUACAGCCUUGAGGAGCAAAGAAUUCUGGAUUGGCAACCCCGUGAAAACCCUUUCCAGAAUCUGAAGGUACUCUUGGUAUCAGACCAACAGCAGAACUUCCUGGAGCUCUGGUCUGAGAUCCUCAUGACCGGGGGGGCAGCCUCCGUGAAACAGCACCAUUCAAGUGCCCAUAACAAAGAUAUUGCUUUAGGGAUAUUUGACGUGGUGGUGACGGACCCCUCAUGCCCAGCCUCGGUGCUGAAGUGCGCUGAAGCAUUGCAGCUGCCUGUGGUAUCACAAGAGUGGGUGAUCCAGUGCCUCAUUGUUGGGGAAAGAAUUGGAUUCAAGCAGCAUCCAAAAUAUAAACACGAUUAUAUUUCUCACUAAGGAUACUUGGUCUUACCAGUUUUAUUCCCUGUUGUUGUGGAGACUGUGUUUUAACAAGGUUUUAAAUGUGUCUUGUGUGUAAUUGGAUUCUUUGCAUGGAUCUUGUAUAUAGUUUUAUUUGCUGGACUUUUAUGAUAAAAUAAAUGUUGAAUCUCUUUGGUUGUAGUAA
This is a messenger RNA of Phyllostomus hastatus (greater spear-nosed bat), 6250 nucleotides long. RefSeq names its product tumor protein p53 binding protein 1 (gene TP53BP1). Bases 169 to 6081 code for a protein of 1970 amino acids. Gene Ontology annotation, cellular component: nucleus. Gene Ontology annotation, biological process: positive regulation of transcription by RNA polymerase II; DNA damage checkpoint signaling. The record is from RefSeq and is a predicted model, not a curated record. The transcript is spliced from 28 exons. NCBI's taxonomy places the organism in Eukaryota, Metazoa, Chordata, Mammalia, Chiroptera, Phyllostomidae. Gene Ontology annotation, molecular function: histone binding.